AUGGACAAUAAACUCCUCCGGGAUCCAGGCUUGCCUGUUGCUAAUCCCACAACUUCUGCCUGGCAGCAACCCUUGAACAGGUCGAUGAUUACAACGACGGACCUCCCAACACAUCAGGACGUAGUUAUCAUCGGUUCAGGUAUCACUGGCUGCAGUAUUGCAUGGCACCUGCUACAUCAUUCCGAAUCUUUGAAAGUCACCGUACUUGAUGCCAGAGAGAUAUGCUCCGGAGCAACGGGUCGAAAUGGUGGACGGAUCAAUUGCACGGCUGUUCAAGACUUUGACAAAUAUACAAAGCUUUUUGGACGUGAAAUGGCUGCUCGCAUUGUUCGCUUUGAACUUGCACAUUAUCAGUCCAUCAAGGAAGUCGUUGAAAGUGUCGGCCCUGAGCUUGUGUCCAAGUCGGAAUUGAGAUGGAUCAAUGCGGUCUACGCUGUCUUCGAAGAUAGCGAGGUGGCCGAACUCAGGUAUAUGCUGAGAUCCUUCGAAAAUGCAUUUCCUGAUCUGCAAGGCCGCUGGAAGGUGAUUGGAAAGGAAGAAGUGACAACGAAGUACGAAAUCAGCAAUGCCAAAGGCGCUUUAGUCGGAGAAGCAGGAGCUGCAUGGCCUUACCGCAUGGUUACCGGCGUCUUCGAACACCUUCGAUCUUCUUUUCCUGAGCGAUUUUCGUUAAGCUCCAACACACCUGUGCAAUCAAUACACAAAACAACGGAUGAGCAGCAUCCCUAUUCUCUGACAACUCAAAGGGGCACCAUCCGUGCCACGCACAUCUUCCACAGCACAGAAGGCCAUGUGGCACAUCUUCUCCCUCGCCUGAGGGGAAUCUUGGUGCCUCGCAGAGGUCAGAUGACGGUCCAAGACGCCCACAACGUUGUGGCAAAGGACAAGCUCCAGUCGUGGUCAUUGAUGAUGCAAGGGGUAUUUGACUAUGCUACGAUGAAUACUAAAACAGGUCUGGUUUAUAUCGGAGGGGGCGAACAGGAAAACAAAGAUUAUUCGAUGGGCGUUCCAUCAGACGCCGAAGAGGAUCUGGCAGCGCUCGCACACCUUGGCGGUGUACUACCUGCGGCAUUCGGGGGCAAAACUCCCUGUGAGCGAGCGAGCCAUGUGGAGGUGCAGGCUUCAUGGACGGGCAUCAUGGGCUUCUCUCUUGAUCACGCUCCGCUGGUGGGGAUGCUGCCACAAGAGCUCCUGGAUCGUCCAGCCGGGUCGAGCACGUCUGCGGAGUGGAUAUCGGCUGGAUACGGGGGCUAUGGGAUGGUCAACGCCUUCCUAUGUGGAAAGACAGUGGCGAUGAUGAUGCUAGGACGUCAAGACCAAUACCCCGAGAUUCCGUCGGUUUAUCUGAUAACAGAAUCCAGAGCUCGCGCUUUGAGUGCUAGACUUGGCCGCAUCACGUCUUGGAAAGACCAUGUGCAAGCCAUGUUGUAG
Molecule: messenger RNA, 1431 nt
Organism: Exophiala bonariae
Lineage: Eukaryota; Fungi; Ascomycota; Eurotiomycetes; Chaetothyriales; Herpotrichiellaceae
Exons: 2
Coding region: 1-1431 (476 amino acids)
Cellular component (GO): cytoplasm
Molecular function (GO): oxidoreductase activity
Source: RefSeq, a predicted model, not a curated record